Molecule: messenger RNA, 2183 nt
Organism: Toxoplasma gondii ME49
Lineage: Eukaryota; Apicomplexa; Conoidasida; Eucoccidiorida; Sarcocystidae
Product: vacuolar ATP synthetase
Exons: 6
Coding region: 799-1272 (157 amino acids)
Biological process (GO): proton transmembrane transport
Cellular component (GO): proton-transporting V-type ATPase, V0 domain
Molecular function (GO): proton-transporting ATPase activity, rotational mechanism
Source: RefSeq, a predicted model, not a curated record
UCCGGCACUUCCUCAAAUUCACUCGGGAAAAUCGUCUUCAAGGGUCUAAAUGUGUGAGAAACUCGUAAACCGGUCUGUUGGUAUGACGAACUCGAAUCGGUGGCUCGGUUAUUUCCCCGUCGUUUGCGAACCGGCAGUGAGCACGCCACCACAAGGCGGCUGGCUGGCUCGUGUUCACAUCCCUCAGAACGGGGAUAUUUGCACUCUUCGAAGAACCGAUUCCCUACCGCAACUACAUGGAUUCCCAAGAAAAAGAGACUGUAUCCUCUGCUUAAGGCUGGUGGCAGUAACCGUCGAGUGGGUGGGCCGACGAAAGCUGCAAAGACGCUCUCGCAGCACAGCAGGUGGGCGGCCUUGCUGUACUGUACGUACACGCCGGCUGAGGGCGCCCGGCCGUCAUCCCGCUUGUUGGUGCCGCCCCUUACCCCAAAGUGGUUCCACGAUAAUAGCGGUUGUUCGACGAAAGUGGGGGGGUGGAAACAGAAUGAGCGGCUAAAAACGGUCGGCGCAGCCGUCAAUCGCAAAGAACCUGGGUGACAGUUUGCUUUUCUGUGUGUGGCUCUGAGUUUUUCAUCCUUUCUCACAUUCUGUCUCGUCCACCAUUGUGUCUCUACACUUGCUGUUUGCAUGUUGCGGGUGUAAGAGUUCAUCUAGUAAGGCGUUCCCCCCCAUUUCUUCGAGUCCAGUUGCAGUUGGUCGAAACUCUCUAGUUUCUUCGCAGAAUCACCGCUGCACUUGCUGACUUUUCUUGCAGCAGCGACCGACACCAUAUUUUUCGAGUUCUUUAACUUUGCCGCAAUGUUCUGGUCUGCAUUUCUCCAGUGUGACCCGAACUCGACUUUCUUCGGGUUCAUGGGUAUCACGGCGGCCAUGGUUUUCUCCAACUUGGGAGCAGCCUAUGGUACGGCCAAGAGUGGUGUUGGAAUCAGCAGCAUGGGUGUCAUGCGUCCGGAUCUGGUAAUGAGGUCUAUCAUUCCAGUCGUUAUGGCUGGUAUCUUGGGUAUCUACGGCCUCAUUAUCUCCAUCGUCAUCAACGGCUCAAUGGACACCCCUGACACCUACUCGAGCUAUGCCGGCUAUGGCCACCUCGCAGCAGGACUGACUGUCGGUCUCAGUGCAAUGGCGGCUGGACUCGCGAUCGGCAUCGUUGGUGAUGCUGGUGUUCGCGCUAACGCGCAGCAGCCUAAGCUUUUGCGGCAUGAUGCUUAUCCUCAUUUUCGCCGAGGCUCUUGGACUUUACGGUCUUAUCAUUGGACUUGUCGUCGCUACUAAGAAGGUGGACGGCUUGUGCUCGAGCUACAAGGCAUAAAUCUCUAAGUUGUGGAUUCGCUUGUAUUUCUUCUUCCUCUAGUCCUUGUGGUCGCGGCGCUCGCUAAUCAUGUCCGUUGCCCAAAAGCUCAACCUCUACCCUGCAGCCGUUCAGCUUUCCUACAAGCCAAAGAUGUGUCCACGGCUAGUCCGUAGACGGGAGUUUCUCCGGGACUUCGCAGAGCCACAACGGACCACCACGCGUCUCCUAAUUUGUUCUCCCAUCUGGCAAGGUUUCUGCUCUCCAGUUCCCUAAUUUUCUGGUGAUUGUUUUGUUGGGAGCGGGAUAGUAGGCUUAUGUGGUCCAAUCCGUCUUACUGAAAAGCCUUGUAUUUCUGGCUCUCGGACUUAAUGAAAAUAACAGCUCCAUUGUGGAAAACAAGAGAACAAUCGAGCAAAGAGUUCGAUUACGUGUAGAGGCACGUGUCCUCCUCCGCAAAGAAAACAAACCGAUGCAGUUACUUCUCUUCACUAUAGACAAGGAGAAAAAAUAUGUUUUUUCCGUAAAAUGCGAAGCAGUCGGUCGCCUGCCGGAAAUCCCAACAAGAGUUGUGGGUUUCGUAUAGGCACGCUGUACUUUUGACGUUGAAAUGUGCUUCUGGCCUAGUAAUUCUGGUUGUCAGCUGUCUCCACUCUACGUUCAUAGCGCUUUUCUCGUGUUGCCGGACAAGCUCUUCAUGUGUUAACUCCCAUUCCAGUAACAAAAACGAAUAGUCAGGAUGAUGAGCUUAUUCAAAGAGGGAGCGUCAAGUUGCCACGGAUAUCAGUGUUGUUGCGAAAGAAUGACGUCGAAGGGCAAUGGAUGGUAGAUUUCUACCGUGAGGUGAUUCUGUGGCGCCCUGUGAAUGAACUGGUUUCGCAAGGGCAAGCGUGUC